AGUAUGAUCAGAGAUUCAAGCGGAGUUGUCUGCGUAUCGGUCUGCACUAACCUGUCUGAAAAAGUCGCGGAAAAUCUCGUUUUCCAGAUCAUUCGAACAUUUUUCCAAGUGGAACCGCAACGAUAUGUGCCUCGAAUGCAAGAUGGAAGUCACAAGAUAUGGCUAAAGGACCAAGAUCUAGAUAGAUUUCAUCUAUCAUGAGUAACCAAGACGAGACUGCUAGCCUAUUAAUAGGUCAUCCAACCCUCACUAGUGCCUCUUCCACAUCGAAUUAUUCUAAGCCAGUUUUGAUGAGACAGGAAUGUACGACAUUUCUGGUUUCCUCACAUCAUCCUCAGCUGUCAGUUUUCUCCGACAGCGAGGAAGAUGGUUCCAUCUGCAUUGAAGAAAAUAACACCAGAUCUGUUCCUGACAUCGAACUCCAUUGCAGACUCGAUAUCAAGGGAUGCAAGCCAAAUCUUCCUUCAAUACCAAUACGGAAUAGGAGUUCUUCAAAUGCAUUUCAACUGGCUCCACAUUCAUCUCCAAGAAACUAUUUAGAACGUAGGACUUCACACACUCCAGCCUCCAUCUUGAGGAUAUGCAAAUCUGUUUCCAGAGAAAGCAUGAACUCAAUACACCAGUGCAACUGUCCUUGUCUCAACGCCCCGAUGUCAUGCAGCUUGUGCCCGGACGACCAAUCAGUAUUACCUUCCCUGCAAGGAUCAAGGAUAAUCAGGCAAAGCUCCCAGCCGGAAGCUUCAAAGCCUUGCUGCGGUAAGAAUUGCAUACACGGAACAACACCAUCAACAUCCUUAAGGCAACUAAGGGACCACAAUGACAGGGAAGGAGGUAUCGCAAUGAUAGCUGCUGAUUCCCUUCGUAUCAACGGUGCUAUGAGAAAUUUUCGACAGCUUCGAAAGCCUGUUUCGACAAUCUCUAUACCUGGAGCGGUAAAAAACUCCAGUAAGGAUUUUGGGACAAGAAUGCAACAAGAAGAACCUGGUGUUGCACUUGUUGGUCAUGCAGAAUAUCCCAGGUUCAUAGAAGAUCGAAAUCUUGGUGGUAGCGUUUAUAAAGGUCCAUCAUCAGGGAGUCUCAAGCACAAACCCAAUGUUGGCUAUAGAUUAGGAAGACGGAAAGCACUCUUCGAAAAACGUAAGAGAAUAAGUGAUUAUGCUCUGGUGAUGGGCAUGUUCGGUAUUAUAAUAAUGGUUAUAGAAAAUGAGCUAUCCAGUGCGGGAGUGUAUGGAAAAGAUGAAUUUUACUCCAUCGCACUGAAAACCUUAAUAUCUGUUUCGACUGUGAUCCUCUUAGGCCUCAUCGUAGCGUAUCAUGCUUUAGAAGUUCAGCUGUUCAUGAUAGACAAUUGUGCAGAUGACUGGCGAAUUGCUAUGACAUGGCAAAGAAUUAGUCAGAUAACAAUGGAGUUAGUGAUAUGCGCAGUACACCCGAUACCUGGCCAAUACAGGUUCGUCUGGACUACAAAAUUAUCGAAUAGUAAAAAUGGAAUGAUAGGCUCAAAGAGUGUACCCUACGAUGUUCCUCUGUCGCUACCCAUGUUUCUUCGUCUCUAUCUCAUCUGCAGGGUGAUGUUGCUGCAUAGCAAACUGUUCACUGAUGCCUCUUCUCGUAGCAUAGGAGCUUUGAAUCGCAUCAAUUUCAACACUAGAUUCGUACUGAAGACACUGAUGACCAUUUGUCCAGGAACAGUGCUUCUCGUUUUUAUGGUUUCGUUAUGGAUUAUUGCUAGUUGGACACUUAGACAAUGCGAGAGAUAUCACGAUGAGGAGCAUGCAAAUCUUCUCAAUGCCAUGUGGUUGAUAGCUAUUACUUUUCUCAGCGUUGGAUUUGGUGAUAUUGUGCCAAAUACGUAUUGCGGUAGGGGAAUCGCAGUAAGCACAGGAAUAAUGGGAGCAGGUUGUACAGCAUUAUUGGUAGCAGUUGUAUCUAGAAAAUUAGAAUUAACUAGAGCUGAAAAGCACGUUCACAACUUCAUGAUGGACACCCAAUUAACAAAGAGGUUGAAAAACGCUGCGGCCAACGUACUCAGAGAAACAUGGUUGAUUUACAAACAUACGCGCCUUGUCAAAAGGGUCAACCCUGGUAGGGUUCGGACUCACCAAAGGAAAUUUCUUCUAGCUAUAUACGCUCUUCGGAAAGUUAAAAUGGAUCAGAGAAAACUUAUGGAUAACGCUAAUACGAUAACCGAUAUGGCCAAAACUCAAAAUACUGUUUAUGAGAUAGUCUCUGACAUAAGCACCCGCCAAGACACUGUAGAGGAAAGAUUAACAACAAUGGAGGACAAGUUAGUAGCUCUGCAAGAACAGCUUGAUCUUUUACCUGACCUAUUAGCCAAUCGCAUACAAAUACAGUCUGAGAAAAAUGAACAAAGGCGUAACUUCUUGCACCCGGAGUCUGCAGCUGGCCUUCAAACAGCCCGAAGCGUUCCUCCUACCUAUCCAUGGCCAGGCACCACCAUCUCUUCUUUUGCCAAAGUAACUACAACAACAGGAGGACAGAGCUGAUUUUUCAGAAGAUACCUAAGACGUUAUUUAGAUAUAAAUAUCAUGAAAAUGUGUUUUUAUCCGGUAUUAUGGGUACAAAAAUUUAUCUGCGAAUUUCAAAAAUACUUCAUACGCUAGUCUAAGAAUAUUUUAUAUACGAAAAACAAAUUGUUUUAAAUUCUCAUCGCUGAUGAAUGAUUGAAAGGAUAUUCGAAGGUAUCUUUCACGAUAUAGUUAAAUCUAUUUUCAUUCAGCUGAAAUUUUCAUUUGAUAACCCUGCAAUGUGCCAGUUCAAAUGUCGGCUUUAGAAGCAAUAUUCCAAUUUAAAGAAAAAAUUAUAACACAGAUGUUCAUAAUUGAUAAACACCAAAAUGUUUUCUCAAAUGGAAAAACACCACGUAGGUCCCAGUUAACAAAGAGAACUGUAGAAAAUUCGAAAUGCCAUAUUCACUCAAUCUUUUAGAUAUUAGAAAGUAGGUAACAUUCAAAAUUCCCUUCAAAAUAGUUAAAAAAAAUAGUUUUAUCUCAUUAUCGAUUGAGAUAAUAUAUUAAAUAAGAACAUUUUAGAUCUUCUACAGUUUUCCUACUCGGAUUCAGAAAUUGACCUGAAAAUGCCAAGCCUUGAAAAUUAUAAAAGAAAUGUUAUUUUCAACCACUUGAAAUAAUUGAAGCAAAGCAAUAUGAGAUGCAUAUACGUAUUUCAUUUCAUAGUGUCCAAUGUUUGGAUAAAUCGCUAGUUAUUUUAGAGAGAACGUUCGUAAGUUUUCGUCAAUUAUUUAAGUGAUGAGCUGAAUCCUUGAAAUUUAUAGGAAUAGUUCAUAGAGAUUUUUGAAUAACGUAGUUAAUUUAGUCAUUUAUGGUGCAUAUACUAAAAAAUAUGAGAUUCAUUGAAAUUUUAGAGCCUUAUUAUACACAUACAGUGAUUAUUAGAUAUAAUGCUAGUAUAUAUUUAUGUUCAAGUCAUAAUCAAUUAAGUAUAUUAUCAGUCGAGAAUGACAAAAAUGGUCUUCAUUCAAAAUGCAAUAUAAAAAAUUCAAGCAGAGGGCAAAAUAGGAAACCAAAUGCGAAAAUAAAGAGAGAUAGGUGACAUGUAAAAAAAACUCUGGUGCUACUACGGUAAGGAGAAUAAAGACAUUCAUGAUCGAACAAUUGUAAAUAAUAUAUAACAUAAGAAUAAGUUUCUUCUUUGUGGGUUAUCAUGACUAUAAAAACCUGCAAAAAAUGUACAUAUAAUUCAAACAAUUUUAUUUGGUUUCUAUCUUGUCACCUUCAUGCAAUGUUUGUUUUCAAACAAAACUUCCAUCCAUAACGGUCUAUUUUAACAAUGUCAACAUACUUAUAUUAAAAUUCAUUUUGUCAUUCUCCGUGAAUUCAGACACAAAAUAAUGAAGGAUCGAAAUUUAUAAGCAAGUAUAUUUUGAAUCGAUCAUUAUCUUAAUCCAUAUAUUUUAAUUUUAUUCCACCUUAGUUGAAUAUGUUAUAAGCAACAGUGGUAUGGUUGAGAUUGAAGAGGAUUGUUUCUUGCUCUUGAUUUUCUGAUGAUUUGGCAUAAAUGAACAUUCCAUGUUUCUCCCUUAUUCAAAUAGAGGUCAAUCCAUUUUUGGCUUACCAUAUUAAUUUUCCAGAUGUAAUUCCAAAUUUAAGGGCUACUAGAAGAGCAGGAAACAAUGAAUUUAUAUUGAAGUUUAUUUUACUGAUUUUUAUCAUUGAAAAUCCUGGGACUUGAAAAGUAACACGCUCAAAUUAGAAUAAUUGUCGUAAGACAGUUUUCUCGUUAUUUAUGUGUCAAACCUGUUGAAAAGUUCUUGAGGUUCACUGAAUUCAAUAUAUUUAUGAUUUUUGACUCGAAUAUUCGGGAGGUUUUUGAGCACAAUUUUCCCUCAAGAUCAAAACAUGAUGAUCAACAUUUUGAGUCGACAAAAACAGGUGUGAUAAACAUGGUGCACCUUCAACAUUAUAAAUAUAUAUUCAGAGGUCCAAACUGUUGAGAUAUAAGAUUUUUUUGCAACGUCGCAAGUUUUAUAAGCAUAUUAUAAUAAAUCAUUUACUAUAUACUCUAUGAUAUAUGAAAUGUAUCUAUGCGUAGUUAAUCUGCUAUAUUUUUGAAAUGCAUUUUCAUGUCAACCCACCCAUGUUAUC
Messenger RNA from Harmonia axyridis, 4625 nucleotides. RefSeq names its product small conductance calcium-activated potassium channel protein (gene SK). Gene Ontology annotation, molecular function: calmodulin binding; small conductance calcium-activated potassium channel activity. Gene Ontology annotation, cellular component: plasma membrane; neuron projection; neuronal cell body. The record is from RefSeq and is a predicted model, not a curated record. The transcript is spliced from 13 exons. Lineage: Eukaryota; Metazoa; Arthropoda; Insecta; Coleoptera; Coccinellidae. Bases 198 to 2507 code for a protein of 769 amino acids. Gene Ontology annotation, biological process: potassium ion transmembrane transport.